AUGCCCAUUGAGCCGUCUCCCUUCGAUGCAGAAUUCGAUGCCUUGGUUGAAGAGACCCUGGAAGAAUGGAAGACACCAGGCUUGUCCAUUGCCGUUGUGCACGGGUCCAAUACAUAUUCCAAGGCCUAUGGCAUAGCGGAAUUUCCCGACAGAAAAAUGACCACCGAUACGCUGUUCCCAACUGCCAGCACUACCAAGGCAUUCCUCGCCGCCGCGACAUCAAUGAUGAUUCAGGAGAGCAAAAGCACCCAGUCACCACUUGAGUGGGAUACGCCAAUCUCAUCCAUGAUCCCCGAUGACUUCGUGCUCGCAGACGAAUAUGUGACUGCACAUACUACGCUCGAGGAUGCCCUCUCACAUCGGUCUGGACUACCGGGUCACCAGUGGAUAUUUCACUUCGGCUCCAAGGACGCUUCGGUACGCGAGUUUGUGCGCAGUUGUAGAUAUAAGCCCCUUUCGGCUCCGCCACGCACUAAGUUCCAGUACAGUAACGCAAACUAUAUCGCCGUCACGCAUGCCCUGGAACAACAUACUGGUGAGACACUGGAGGCAUUCAUGAAAAAACGCAUUUGGGAACCUCUCGGGAUGAACGCCACCUAUCUUGCCCCCUCGGAUGCCGAGAACGACCCGUCUGUCAUCCAGAAAUUGGUCAAGGCAUAUACCUGGAUCCCCGAGCAAGAAGCUGGACGAUGGUUUUCAGAGCCCAAGCCAUACUGGAAGCCUAAUACGGGCGGCGGAGCGAUUGUGUCGAAUGUUCUGGACUACGCGCGCUGGAUUCGAGAGCUGCUUGAGCAGACUGGGCCUCUGAAGGGCCACGAUUCUUUAGUAAAGCCCCGCAUCUUGCACUAUGAGGAUGGCGAUAUCAACAUACCGGCACCGUACCAUGCUUAUGCUCUCGGCUGGUUUGUGGAUAACUACCGCGGCCAACACCUGUACACACAUGCUGGGGGCUGGGUAGGAUAUGGCCACCUUGUGGGAUUCAUACCGGAUAAGAAGUUUGGCUUCGUGAUCAUGUCUAAUGCUCACCUGGGGCGUUUUGUCGAUUUUAAACUGGCCAUUCACCUGUUGGAUAAAUUGCUCGGGCCCUCGGACGACCCGCUUCAUAAGGAGCGCAUGGCUGCAUGUUUCUCUAAGCAAGCGGAGGCCAGAGACAAGCAGCUCAAGUAUCAGCGUGAAGACAUAGAUGUCCUCAAGCGACAAUUGUUCCCGACAUUGGCCGAUCCCCCGAUCCCCCAUAUACUGCCUCUGGAGAAAUAUGUUGGAGCUUACAGACACCCAGCUGAUGCAUGGUUUAACAUCACUUUGGACCAUGCUCGUCUUACGAUCGAUGCAGCGCAUGGUGCGAUACCUGGCCGCUUUGUUCUGACGCAUGCAAGCGGCGAGUUCUUUAUAGCGAGGAUCACGAACCCAAACAUUGCUUCUCUUGCUCCCGUGGCUAUCGAGUUUGAAAUCGACGUCUCUGGGGCGGUUAGAAGAGUGGGAUUGGACAUUGAACCGUGUCUAAAGGGAGAAAAGAUUUGGUUUGACCGGACUGAGUCGUGA
Penicillium macrosclerotiorum is the source of this 1542-nucleotide messenger RNA. RefSeq lists its product as uncharacterized. Bases 1 to 1542 code for a protein of 513 amino acids. The record is from RefSeq and is a predicted model, not a curated record. NCBI's taxonomy places the organism in Eukaryota, Fungi, Ascomycota, Eurotiomycetes, Eurotiales, Aspergillaceae. The transcript is spliced from 2 exons.